UAGGUCCAUUAUUCCCGCCUGCUUCCCUCGGAGCACUUCAGCGCCGCUCAGCUCCCGUGUGUGUGCGAGUGUGUGUGUGUAUAAACCGUGUGUGUGUGUGUAAGUGUGUGUGUGUAAGUGUGUGUGUGCCAGUUUGCAUUCGGACGCCAAGAAGACUUUGCCGUGUUUUCCACCGGGAAAGUGACUUUGGAUUUUGAAAGGUUUUGGACUUCUACCGGACUUAACUGGACUUUACCAAAGGACUACCUGGACCCGACAUGGACCAGAGGACUUGGUGACCUCUGUUGACCCUAGUUCUAGACCGUGGAUUUGCUCAGGUGGAUUUGGUUGUGAAGAGUUUAGGACGAGGGCACAAAUGGACAGGUGAGUCUCUCAUGUGGUCUGGGAGGUGAGAGAAAAGAAAAACUGGACCUUCGGACCCGACAGCUUGCAUGGGCGUGGUCUGAUCCAAACAUCGACCAUUACUGACCUGAGGCAGCCAGGAUGAUGAUGACGGCGGCCAUGGUGGUCACCUGCAGCUCGCUCUUCCUUCUGGGCUUGGCGGCCUCCUCUUCAUCAUCAUCUUCAUCAUCAUCAUCAAGCACGGUCACACGCUCUUCGUCCUCGCCUUCCUCCUCGCCACGCAUGAAACUCUCCUUCAAAGACUUGCAGCAGUUCCACGGCGUGAGGCGUUUCGAGUUGGAGCGCUCUUGUUGCUUCGGCGCUUUGCUCCUGGACGAAGAAAGAGGUCGUCUGUUUGUUGGAGCAAAGAACUUCCUGUUGUCGCUCUCGCUGGACAACAUCGCCAAACAGGAACAAAAGAUCUACUGGCCUGCACCUGUGGAGUGGAGAGAAGAAUGUAACUGGGCUGGUAAAGACAUCACUUCGGACUGCGUGAACUACGUGAAGAUGGUCCAUCACUGGAACCGCACACAUUUGUACGCGUGUGGCACGGGAGCCUUCCAUCCCACUUGUGCCUACGUGGAGGUGGGCCACAGGAUGGAGGACCAGGUGUUCAGGAUGGAUUCUUCCAGUGUGGAAGACGGCAAAGGCAAAAGUCCGUACGACCCUCGUCAUCAUUCUGCCUCCGUGCUGAUCGGCGACGAGUUGUAUGCGGGUGUAGCCACGGACUUGAUGGGGCGAGACUUUACCAUCUUCCGAAGUUUGGGCAGACGUCCUUCCAUCCGCACGGAGCAACACGACUCGCGUUGGCUCAACGAGCCAAAGUUUGUCGGCUCUUUUUGGGUUCCGGAGAGCGAGAACCCCGACGACGACAAAGUUUUCUUCUUCUUCCGGGAGACGGCAGUGGAGGGCCAAGGACUUGGAAAGUCUACGUACUCGCGCAUCGGACAACUGUGCAGGAACGACAUGGGCGGUCAGAGAAGUCUGGUGAACAAGUGGACCACCUUCCUCAAAACGCGUCUGAUCUGCUCGGUGCCGGGGGCCGACGGCGGCGACACCUACUUUGAUGAACUGCGCGACGUAUUUUUGCUGCAGACCAGGGACCGAAAGAAUCCUCUGGUCUACACAGUCUUCUCCACUUCCAGCAGUGUAUUUAAAGGCUCAGCGGUGUGUCUUUACUCCAUGAAUGACAUCCGGAGGGCCUUCCUGGGGCCUUUUGCUCACAAAGAGGGGCCCAACUACCAGUGGGUUCCCUUCCAGGGAAAAGUGCCUUAUCCACGCCCUGGAAUGUGUCCCAGCAAGACCUUUGGCAGCUUCGAGUCCACCAAAGGCUUCCCGGAUGACGUGAUCCAGUUCGCGCGACACCACCCUCUGAUGUACAACCCGGUCUAUCCCAUGACCAGACGGCCCGUCUUCGUCAGGACCAACGUGGACUACAGCUUCACGCAGAUCACCGUGGACAGAGUCAACGCCGCCGACGGGCAGUAUGACGUCAUGUUUAUCGGAACAGACAAAGGAACGGUACUGAAGGUGAUCAACGUUCCCAAGGAGAGUUGGAAGAACAUGGAGGAACUUCUGCUAGAAGAGCUGGAGGUGUUCAAGGAUGCUGCGUCCGUCACCGACAUGCAGAUCUCCUCCAAACGGCAACAACUGUACGUGGGCUCCAACGCGGGCAUCGCCCAGGUGCCCCUCCACCGCUGCAGCGUGUACGGGAAGGCGUGCGCCGAGUGCUGCCUGGCCAGGGACCCUUACUGCGCCUGGGACGGCACGUCCUGCACCCGCUACUUGCCCAACACCAAGAGACGAUUCCGUCGCCAGGAUGUGAGGAACGGAGACCCCAACACUUUGUGCUCUGGAGACCACCACAAGCACCACGUGGCUGAGAAGAAAGUGUACGGCGUGGAAGGAAGCAGCUCCUUCCUGGAGUGCAUCCCCAAGUCCCUGCAGGCCCGAGUCACCUGGACCUUCCACAGGCAGCGAGAUAAACCAAGAGAGGAGGUGCGUCUGGACGACCGCAUCCUGCAGAUGGACAGAGGCCUUCUGAUUCGGCGCGUGCUAAGAAGGGACAUGGGCGUGUACCAGUGCCACGCCAUGGAACACGGCUUCACCCAGACCAUGCUGGGCAUCACAUUAGACGUCAUCCAGUCCGCCUCCGCCAACCUGCCCUCCGCGGCCCCUUCCCGAGCGGAACCUCGCAGCUCAGGGGCCCCCCAGUCGGUUAACCCCAAGCUUUGGUAUCGGGACUUCAUGCAGCUCGUGGACCAUCCCAACCUCAGCACCGUAGACCAGAUUUGCGAGCAGGUCUGGGCCCGCCGGAAUCCCGCCGGUGAGCAAACGGAAAGGAAAGUUGUCGCUCGUGGGAAGCACCCGGCCACCCCUGGCCCCUCGGUCCGGCCCGCUAACAAGAAGUGGAAGCACCUUCAGGAGUUGAGGAAGGGGAGGAACCGCCGGACCCACGACGGAAAACAAAACCCUCGGACGCCGCGGAGUGCGGGAGAGUAAGUUUGGAGGAAUUCAAAGAAGAACUCAUUCGGUGAGGAUGAUAGAACUCGGAGUCGGAGCACCUCCGCCAUUGUGUAUAUUUAUCUACAGACUUCCUUGCAUGUGCUGUCCUACGUUGAUCCUGCACGAUCCUGUCACCGUGUCCUAGUCCAGUGUACGUACGCGCAGGUACUGUAAAAAAAAAGACACUCCUCCUUCGGUAGUUUAAAACAACUCUCGGAAAGAGCUGACCAGAUCUUCAGUCUGUUGUGACAUUCUUUAUAGUGUGAACUCUAUGCCACUAAAAGAUCCUGGAUCAACUUCACCCCUAAGGACUGGAGGGCAAGUGGUCCAGAACGUGACUGUCACACAACUGGAAUUGACGUGCGCGCACACACACAAGCAUGCGGAAAGAUGGACUACUUCGUACUCACAAGUCUUUCCUUUGUUGUUGUUGUUUUGUCUUACUGCGUAAAUGUAGCGCUUCCAGCAGGGGACACACUGACAACUUCCUUUUGGCACAAAACCAAAUCCACGACGCAAAGCAGUGGUGUUUGAAGAACAAAUCACACGUGACUGCUUGAUGUUGUGCCACCAGAUGAAACCACUACAAAAAACUACUGCUUGUUUAUGGUUCGUGUGAAAAUGAGGUGUUCAGUGUCGACAUGCAAAAAGCACAAAUAGAUUGUUAGCAUUAGGACCACGCUCAAAAUAAGAGUACAAAUAAAAUCAUGUUACCAAAUUACUCUAGUAUUCAGAGGAAAACAAGUAAUACAAGAACUGUUUUCGACAACUAACACUAUAACACUAACCAUAAUCGCCAAACUUCAACCUACACCCUAACCCAGGGGUAGGGAACCUAUGGCUCUAGAGCCAGAUGUUGCUCUUUUGAUGACUGCACCUGGCUCUCUGAUACAUUUUAGCUGACAUUGCUAAACACGGUAAGUAAUGAAUAAAUCCUCUGGUAAUCACAGUAUCAAAAAUAACGUUCAAAAUGUAAAACAUUCUCGUGCAUUUUCAUCCAUCCAUCCGGUUUCUACCGUACCUGUUCAAGAAGUCACAUUAAUGGUAAAAAGUAUUUUAUUUAUUUUUGGCUAGCCUCAGAAUACCAAUGUUAUUAAACAGAAUAACAGAAUUAUUAUACUCUAAAAAUGUUGGUCUUUCUUAAAAAUGCACGCAUAUAGUUGUAUUCAGUUUAAAAAAAAAAAAAAAAAAAGUGUAUGGCUCUCACGGAAAUACUUUUUAAAAUAUUUGGCUUGUAUGGCUCUCUCAGCCAAAAAGGUUCCCGACCCCUGCCCUAACCCCAACCCUAACAUCCCUAGUUCUAACCAGACCAGAGAUAAACCCAAAACCCAAAUCCUAAACCCCAAAAACCAAAACUUCACUCUUACCACAACCUUAACCCCCUUCUGACCUUAGUUCAAACCCCCCCACCCCCAAAAAAAGGGACGGCGUGGCGCAGUGGUAGAGUGACUGUGCGCAACCCGAGGGUCCCUGGUUCAAUCCCCACCUAGUACCAACCUCGUCACGUCCGUUGUGUCCUGAGCAAGACAUUUCACCCUUGCUCCUGAUGGGUGCUGGUUAGCGCCUUGCAUGACAGCUCCCUCCAUCAGUGUGUGAAUGUGUGUGUGAAUGGGUAAAUGUGGAAGUAGUGUCAAAGCGCUUUGAGUACCCUGAAGGUAGAAAAGCGCUAUACAAGUACAACCCAUUUAUCAUUUAAAAAACACUAACCAUCCCUAAUCCUAACCCUAACCAAAAUCAUGACCCAAAAUCCUAGCCCACAACACCCUAACCCUACAUUGAACCCCACAGCAGUAACAUCGCUAGCUCUAACCCCAGUUAAAACACUAACCAGGACUACUGUAUAAUACAACACUAAUCCUAGCUCUAAACCAGAAUCCCAAUCUCCCAAUUAACCUUGCCAGAAAUCUAAGCAACUUCAGAUUCUAGAUACAAUACAAAAAUCAAGCACUAACGAUCCUAAUCCCAACUGCAAACUGAACCCAAAUCAUGACCCCUAACCUCAUCCAAAACCAAAGCCCUAGUCCAAAACACCCAAACCCUGGAUUGAACCCCAAAGCAAUAAUCACAACCCUAACAUCUCUAGUCCUUACCCCACUUAAAACCCUAUCGAGAACUAUAACACAACAUCAAAUACAAACCUGAAUCCCCAAUAGUGAAAACCAACUCGUGCUACAAAUCUACUCCAAAACUGUGGCAAAAACUAGUCUUAAUCCAAAUCAUGACCCGACUCUCUUUCAUAGCUAAUACCCUAGCCCAAAACACCCAAGCCCAAAUCAUGACCUUAAACAUUUGACCCCAUUUAAAACCCUAACACUAAUCCAGGCCCUAAAACCGAAUCUCCAAUAACCAAAACCCUUCACCUUGCUACCAACCCUAACCCAACCUCCAGUAAAAAAAAACUCACGUCUAUUUUCUCAGAUGUGUACUUUUCAGCAUGGUGCUGAUUCAAUAUGAACAUUAAAUAUUGGGAACUUUACCUUCCAUGGUUUCUGACACGGACAAUGAUACUUCAAAACACGGUACUGGACUAUAGUACAUUAGCUACAUUAACUGUAAUAUUAUUGUUAUUAUAUUUAUGAGUGUGACUAUGAUUUUAUUGUCAUUUGUAUUCCAAAGCGGUACGACAUGGCCUGGCUCAUGUUCUGAUGUUGUUUGUGAUGAAUAAAAAGUAUGCAAAUGA
Molecule: messenger RNA, 5566 nt
Organism: Nerophis ophidion (straightnose pipefish)
Lineage: Eukaryota; Metazoa; Chordata; Actinopteri; Syngnathiformes; Syngnathidae
Gene: sema3b
Product: sema domain, immunoglobulin domain (Ig), short basic domain, secreted, (semaphorin) 3B
Exons: 18
Coding region: 484-2883 (799 amino acids)
Biological process (GO): negative chemotaxis; neural crest cell migration; positive regulation of cell migration
Molecular function (GO): chemorepellent activity; semaphorin receptor binding
Source: RefSeq, a predicted model, not a curated record